CUAGAAUAGUUAUAAAACGAAAAAAUAAUUUCCAUAAUUUUAAAGGAUGGAGACGUUUAUGCUAGAAAAAUUUCGAGCCAAUGAAAAUUAGGGACAAAAAUUAGAAUACUGAAAAAUGUAGUAUAGUCAUAUUGAACUUGCCCAUCCCUUAGCAUUUUUAGGGUGCUGCGCUUAAGGAUAAGCAGCACAAACAUAAAUAUACAAAAGGGGGAAUAAAGGUACAUUAUUUCUUUUAUAAAUAUUAUAGUCUGAAUAAAAUUUUAUUUCUGCGCCAAAUGCGAACUUUGAAUGUAGGAUCAAAGACAUGCCCAUUAUGACAAAGAUCCGCAGAAUAAUUCCCUCUGAUAGGGUUAGAAAAUUAUUUAUUAAAAAGUAAAUAAUUUUUAACCCUUUGAACGGGAAUCAUCCUUAAAAAACAAAUGUCAAUUUCAUAAGGUUUGAAUAAAUUAAUUUAUGGUUAUUAUUAUAUGGCCAUUUGCUUUUCAAAUUAAAAAAAAAAAUAUUUUUAACUCCGUGCAAAUCUUUUUAAUCAGCAUCAACAGUCAAGUGGAUGUAGAAGUGUGCGUGUGUUUUAAUCGGAAUUUCUGGCUCCGUUGAUAAGGUCUUGAAAACUGUUCGUAUCAAAUCAUUUUUCCCAAAAAAUACAAUUGAAAAUAUUUCGCAAUAAGUAGUGUAGGCUGUUGAGUACUUUAUCUAAUUCUCAAGGAACCCAUUUAAAUUAUACUUGUAUGCAAAUAGUUGGCAGAAACGAAAAAGCUUGUGCAAUCUCAAGGAUCCUUUCUAUAAACUAAUUGGGCUACAGGGAAUAAGUCGGUUUAAUGAAACCCCCAAACCAAACCCCAAAAGUCGAGAUUGUUUUUUAGGUCUUAGAAAUAGUUUCAAUGCAGGCUUUAUAAGCUGCACACAAAUUGUUUUGAGCCUCAGUCGAGUUUAUCGUCCCAGUUAGAUUUUUUGUAGAACAAAAUGGGUCUGCUCUCAAAAUUGUUGGGUAUAAUUCUUAUUCUAACUGUCGUAAAGAAAUCGAGUGCAGACAUUUCGUGCCACCUCUCCGAAACCAUCGAUAUUAAAUAUUUAAAAAGGGUUAACGGCAGCUACAUAUUUGAUGGCCGUGAAAUUCCUGCACACCUCAUAGGAAAAUACAAUUAUACGGUGCAGGAAAAUGGAUCCCCGAAUUUGGUGGUUAACAAUUUAAGGGCAUGCGUCUGCAAGGAGAGACCCUGUGUCCCGAUUUGCUGUCCCCGCAAGAAUAUGUUGCCCAAUGGAACCUGUAAUGAUAACCUGAAGGAGGAGAUCGUGCGAGGUAACCGCUUUUUGAAUUUGAAUAGCUGCAAAGGAAAUGGGCAGUACAAUCUUCUCAACUUAACCGUGAUAAGGGAUAUGUUUCUGCCCUGCGAUAAAAUGUUCAAUAUCGGGGAAGAUGAAUUUACAAUUCAUACGAACGGAACCUUAAUUAUCGACUUUAUUAAAGGUGCUUUUUCCAAGGAAGAUUAUUGCUUGUAUCCGCAGUUUCAUUCGGAAAUUCAAAAUCAAUCCAUAUCGGUUGCAAUCCACAUUUGCCCACGGGGAAUUCCAGAAGGCUUCCUUAAAAUCAUGAUGAUGUCAUUGGUAUGUUUUAUCCUCACAAUCGCAGUCUAUCUGUACGUUAGGAAGCUCCGGAAUUUAUUCGGCAAGUGCCUAGUCAGCUGCCUAUUUAGCAUGUUCAUGGAGCACCUUAUCUGGAUACUGGAUCAAUUCGAUUUACUAUACUACACUUGCGCUCCAGCAGGUUAUAGUAAGUACUUCUUCGAGAUGGCAUCCCAUCUUUGGUUUUCUAUCGUCAGCUUUUGUUUGUGGAAUGUUAUCACUUCGAUCAAUUAUUAUGAACCUCGUUAUCAGUUCGAGAAAUAUAGCGCAUUUGUCUGGAUCACCGCUGCUAUUUCGACAGGAGUCAUUUAUGUGAUGAAUGGAAUUUGGGAAAAGGAUCUUCAAAAAUGGAAUUGGAUGCCUCUAGUGGGAUUUUCUGACUGCGCUGUAAAAGUCUGGGAUUCAUCUUCCUGGAUCUACUACCAAGGACCGAUUAUGAUCCUAGGCAUCUUCAAUUUGAUCAUGUUUGUCUUGACAGCGAUUUACAUUUUAAAAGUCAAGAGGGAAAUCAAUAGGUUCAUCCAAACGGAAAUUUCGACAAUCUUUCAGAGCUACAUACAGUUUUUGCGGCUCUUUGCUAUCAUGGGCGUGUCCUUGAUCCUGCUUCAAAUUAUGCAUUUGGCACAAAAACAUGAAAUUAUUCAGACGGAUAUAUUUAUAAAAGCUAUAUUGUACUUUCAUUCCGCCUUUGGUAUAAUUAUAUUUGUACUAUUUAUCCUUAAGCGCAGCACUUUAAGGAUGCUCAGGGAUAGGUAUCGGGGAAGAAAGAAGAAAAAAGAAUUGUCAAAGGGCCGCAAGUAAGCAGCAUAACUGACGAAAUUGCAAGCCAAUUUUUUUGGCAGAGACGUCUCCGUCCUUAUAUAGUUAUAUAUAGUCACAAAAGUUAUUUCUUAGU
Molecule: messenger RNA, 2518 nt
Organism: Drosophila rhopaloa
Lineage: Eukaryota; Metazoa; Arthropoda; Insecta; Diptera; Drosophilidae
Product: probable G-protein coupled receptor Mth-like 12
Exons: 7
Coding region: 964-2424 (486 amino acids)
Biological process (GO): cell surface receptor signaling pathway
Cellular component (GO): membrane
Molecular function (GO): G protein-coupled receptor activity
Source: RefSeq, a predicted model, not a curated record